Molecule: messenger RNA, 1575 nt
Organism: Lasiosphaeria miniovina
Lineage: Eukaryota; Fungi; Ascomycota; Sordariomycetes; Sordariales; Lasiosphaeriaceae
Product: hexokinase-domain-containing protein
Exons: 5
Coding region: 1-1575 (524 amino acids)
Biological process (GO): glucose 6-phosphate metabolic process; glucose metabolic process; mannose metabolic process
Cellular component (GO): cytosol; mitochondrion
Molecular function (GO): mannokinase activity; ATP binding; glucokinase activity
Source: RefSeq, a predicted model, not a curated record
AUGCGGAACCACACCCGCACCCACCGCCUCUCACAAAGAGCCGCGCCUUUCACCACCACCACCAAGGCGACCAGUCAAGCCGAGAGGGCAAGGCGUCUUCGCUACAAUUUUCAACCCGUACUGACAUGCCUGGUAGGAUCGUUUGCCGACGUUCCCCAGGAUCUCCUCAAGGAGAUCCAGGAGCUCGAGUGCCUGUUCACUAUUGAUACGGCCAAGCUGAAGCAGAUUACCAACCGUUUCCAAGCCGAGCUUGAUAAAGGCCUAAGCGUCGAGGGAGGAAGCAUACCUAUGAACCCAACAUGGGUCAUGUCGUUUCCGACUGGCUACGAGACGGGCACGUAUCUGGCUCUGGACAUGGGAGGCACUAACUUGCGUGUCUGCCAAAUCACCCUGACGGAGCAAAAGUCCGAGUUUGAUAUCAUUCAGUCAAAGUACCGAAUGCCCGAGGAGCUCAAGACUGGCGAGGCUGACGAGCUCUGGGAGUACAUCGCGGAUUGUCUCAUGCAGUUCCUUGAGACCCACCACGGUGACACGUCAAAACUGGAAAAGCUGCCUCUUGGCUUCACCUUCUCGUACCCUGCCACGCAAAACUACGUCGACGCGGGAAUCCUGCAGCGAUGGACCAAGGGCUUCGACAUUGCCGGCGUCGAGGGCCACAACGUUGUGCCCAUGUUCGAAGCUGCCCUCGCGGCGAGGGGUGUUCCUAUCAAGCUAGCUGCCUUGAUCAACGACACGACUGGCACCCUAAUUGCCUCUGCCUACACCGACACCAAGAUGAAGAUUGGAUGCAUCUUUGGUACAGGAUGCAAUGCUGCUUAUAUGGAGGACUGCGGGUCGAUCCCCAAGCUUGCUCACCUCAACCUCCCACCCGAUACGCCCAUGGCAAUCAACUGCGAGUGGGGCGCGUUCGACAACGAGCACCAAGUCCUACCACGGACUCCCUACGACAUCACUAUCGACAAGGACUCUCCUCGCCCGGGACAGCAAGCGUUUGAGAAGAUGAUCGCCGGUCUAUAUCUCGGCGAAAUCUUCCGCCUGGUCAUGGUCGACUUGCAUGACAACCACGAAACGCACAUCUUUGCUAACCAGGAUAUUUCCAAGCUCCGGAAGGCGUAUUCGCUGGACUCGUCUUUCUUAUCUGCCAUUGAAGAGGAUCCGUACGAGAAUCUGUCGGAGACUUUUGAGCUCUUCCAGAACAAGCUUGAUAUCACCCCGAGCCUCCCGGAGCUCGAGCUCAUUCGGCGCACGGCUGAGCUCAUUGGAACUCGUGCCGCUCGUCUCUCGGCCUGUGGCGUUGCCGCCAUUAGCAGGAAGAAGAGCUAUAACACUUGCCAUGUGGGCGCCGACGGUUCGGUAUUCAACAAAUACCCGAACUUCAAGGCUCGCGGGGCGCUGGCCCUCCGCGAAAUUCUUGAUUGGCCGGAAAAGAAUGACCCCAAAGAAGACGACCCAAUUGAGAUCUUAGCUGCUGAGGAUGGCAGUGGCGUUGGUGCUGCUCUUAUUGCCGCGCUGACGCUGCAGCGGGUAAAGAACGGCAACAUGCACGGCAUCUUGCAUCCUGAGAAUUACCAGUGA